Ylistrum balloti is the source of this 1671-nucleotide messenger RNA. RefSeq lists its product as uncharacterized. Lineage: Eukaryota; Metazoa; Mollusca; Bivalvia; Pectinida; Pectinidae. The record is from RefSeq and is a predicted model, not a curated record. Bases 1 to 1671 code for a protein of 556 amino acids. The transcript has a single exon.
AUGCUGACCGUGAUCGGCAGAGACCUAAUAGAAGCCCAUCAUGUUUUGGACCAUCGAAUUGGUACAAAUGGUCUACCGUACGCUCAACACUUGCCUCUUGGAUGGGUCAUCAUCGGCGAGGUUUGCCUUGGAAAGGUGCAUAGGGCUGAGGUAGUCAAUGUGAAUAAAACCAACGUGCUCGACAGUGGACGUCCGACACUUUUUGAACUCUGCGACAGUGACAUUAAUGUAAAAUGUGAUUCGGUUUUUAAGAAAACCAGCGGAGACGAAAAGCCAGGUUUGUCGAUUGAGGAUCAGGUCUUCCUCGAUAUCAUGGAUGUAGGCUUUGCAAAAACAGACACUGGUCAAUGGACAGCUCCUUUGCCAUUUUGUGAGAAUAGGCGAGUACUGCCAAACAAAAAGCCGUUUGCUCUCAGUCGAGCAAAGUCCUUUGAUGUCAGUCUUCGGCUAAACCCUGUUAACCGUGACCACGCUGUUGAAUUCAUGGAGAAUCUUUUCAAAAAUGGACGUGCUGAACUUUCUCCAGAAAUAUCAACCUCAAACGAAAGAUGGUAUUUGCCACUAUUCGGUGUUUACCACCCUAUGAAACCAGACAAAAUCCGGAUGGUAUUUGACUCAUUUGCCAAAUAUCAAGAUGUGUCACUCAAUGACGUCUUGCUCAAAGGUCCGGAUCUUUGCAAUAGCUUACUUGGAAUUCUUCUGCGAUUCCGUAGAGAGGCAGUAGAGGUUACAAUGGACGUAGAACAGAUGUUCUACAAUUUCAAGGUUCCAGAGAACCAAAGGGACUUCUUGCGGUUCUUGUGGCAUAUGGACAAUAACCCAGAGCAGCAUUUAGUCGAUUAUCGGAUGACCAUACAUGUCUUCGGUAAUAGCCCGUCUCCGGCUGUAGCAACAUAUGGCAUGCGCAGGUCCGUGGAAGGUGCCGACCCAGCAGUAAAGGAUCUGGUAAACAACAACUUCUACGUUGACGAUGGACUUCUCUCUUGUGUUGAUGAGGAUGAAGCCAUACGAGUGACUCAUAAGACAAAGCAAGCAUUACAGGACGGUGGCAACCUACGAUUGCACAAGUUUACUUCAAAUAGUAGGAAGGUUCUGGAUUCUUUUGAGCCGAAUGAUCUUGCCAAAGACUUAAAGGAUCUGGAUCUCGGAAUAGAAUCGCUUCCGAUCCAGAGAAGUUUGGGUUUACUUUGGGACACCGAGAAAGACGAUUUUACGUUCAAAGUGUCGUCAGAUGCCAAACCAUACACUAAGAGGGGUGUUCUAUCUACAAUCAAUAGCCUUUAUGACCCCCUUGGAUUUGCCUCACCUGUUGUUCUGAGAGGUAAAUUAUUCAUGAAAGACAUGUUAUCAUCUGCUAAGAACCAAGAUUGGGAUGAUCCGCUUCCAGAGUCUCUUCGACGUGAAUGGGAAUCGUGGGUGAAAUCUUUAACCCAUUUGGAGGACUUUCGUGUCCCCCGGAAAUACAGCCAAGUUUCAUUUUCCAAGGCUACAGGUCGUGAUGUGCACAUAUUCUCAGAUGCAUCCAAAGAUGCUACCGGAUCUGUCGCCUACCUCAAAUUGUACAGUGAGGACUCUGUGGACGUUAGUUUUCUCCUUGCCAAAAGCGAGGUAGCACCAGUAAGUGGACACACUAUACCUCGUCUCGAACUUUUGGUGCAGUUUUGUCUGUAG